AUGCAUUUAGACAACCAGAUUAUCCAGAUAUAUCUUUCUGUUGCAUUUGGAUUCGACCUUAAUCUAACAUUAAUCGCAUUAUCUUUUUUGUGUAGCUAUCUCUCGCGGUUAAUAACGACUGUUUGGGCUGACCAUUUGGGAUGGGUAUCAACAGUGAUUCCAUCCAAUUCCCAAACGUCUCAUUACAAACUAAAGCAUGAACCACAGUGGAUCCAGCUGCUAGCCAAAUCUCAUCCCUACAAUCCGUUAUGGGCAAAGUUAGGAGAUCUCCUGGGCAUUUGUGGUAGCCCAGCCCGUCUAACCAAAACCAUUCUGGUCAGUCAGAACCAGACCUUGCUCGACGCCUACCUUCAUUUGCUCUGCUAUUUUGUCCGCACAUCCGACCUGGCGUUCCACCGGUUCGAGCCGGUUGUCCCGGUGCAGCCGGCCUCCGACACGUCGACGCAGCGUCUGCGCCGGUUUCAGUCCGGCGACAAUUUCCGACCCAGUUCCAUUUUUAAACACAAACACCAAAGCGGAUCGUCGAGACCACGGCUGCAGUCGCUGAACGAAAUGGGCAUGGGACGCUCGAAGCGGAAUCCUUCGAUGAGUAAGCGGAAUAGUGAUGCCGGUGUCGGCUCGGAUGAUAGUGUCUUCGAAGGAAAUUAA
Paramacrobiotus metropolitanus is the source of this 648-nucleotide messenger RNA. RefSeq lists its product as uncharacterized. The transcript is spliced from 4 exons. NCBI's taxonomy places the organism in Eukaryota, Metazoa, Tardigrada, Eutardigrada, Parachela, Macrobiotidae. The coding region runs from base 1 to 648 and encodes 215 amino acids. Gene Ontology annotation, cellular component: cytoplasm. The record is from RefSeq and is a predicted model, not a curated record. Gene Ontology annotation, molecular function: ATPase inhibitor activity; protein-folding chaperone binding.